Molecule: messenger RNA, 2124 nt
Organism: Scatophagus argus
Lineage: Eukaryota; Metazoa; Chordata; Actinopteri; Scatophagidae
Gene: syt19
Product: synaptotagmin XIX
Exons: 9
Coding region: 195-1487 (430 amino acids)
Biological process (GO): regulation of dopamine secretion; calcium-ion regulated exocytosis; cellular response to calcium ion
Cellular component (GO): synapse; axon
Molecular function (GO): phosphatidylserine binding; clathrin binding; SNARE binding
Source: RefSeq, a predicted model, not a curated record
CUAUGCUGCCAAAAACAGGAGGAACACCUCUAUGAUAAGGUGCUGUUCUGAACUUCAGCUCCGGUUCUUUUGUUUUGGGGAAAUGUUAAGAGCUCAGUGUGGACUUAUAGCACUGGAAGCACUGGCAUUCCUGAAGAAAAAUAUGAGCUGAGUUUUCAGUACUUCUUGCAGAGGCCUCAUGGAGGUGGAGAGUCAUGGUGAUGCCAAUGAACGAUCCAGCCCCUGUGGGGGUGCUGUUGGAUGUUGGAGACCUGAGGAUCCCUUUCUCAGACACAGUCAAGUACCUCAUACUGGGCAUCUCGGUAACUCUUCUUCUACUGGCUCUGGGCAUCUUGGCAUGGCAGGCCUUCAGAUGCUGCACACAGACACACACCACAUACACCAGGCAAGAUACAGUGAACAGUGAUCUGCUGUACUUAGAAGAAAAAUCAAGAACAGCCGCAAACUACUCAGGAGCUCCAAGUACUCAGCUGGAGGAUAUCAGCACAGAGGUCCGGAGGCUUAGUCGUUGUCUGUCUGAGGCCUCGUGUCCCUCCUCAGGAUCCAGCCAUGCAGAGGGACACUUCGGGAAGCAGGCUGAUAUUAAAAAGACCCUCUUAUACCAGGUGGAUGGAUCACUCCGUUUCUCCAUCUAUUAUGACCAGCUGCAGUCCCAGCUGGUUGUGACUGUGUUACAGGUGGAGGGCCUUUUGAAUCAUAGCCAGAAACACAGUCUUCAGCCCUUUGUUAGGUUACGCCUCAUGUGGGCAGGUUCAGAGGCAGUGGAAAUGGAUGGCUAUACAGAUGAGAAGGGCAAAGGGACUGCACCUGUCCUGUGGACAGUGAUGGAGGAGUGGCAGACCCCCAUUGUGAAAGGCAGCUGUAACCCUUUAUUUGGAGACCAGUUCAGCUGCAUUCUGCAAGGGCAUGAGGAACUUCAACGCAUCAAACUCAGGAUGGAGGUCUUAGUGAAGGACUUUGAUAAAUUCUCCCGACACACAGUGUUAGGAGAGGUAAGGUGUCCUCUCGGGCAGUUCAACAUCUCCUACCCUCUGGAGCUACGUGAAGAUUUGCAGAUACCCCAGAAGGAUCUUGUAGGUGAGGUGCUUCUUUCUUUAAAGUUUCUUCCAACUUCUCAGAGGCUUGAGGUUGGACUGCUAAAGGUCAGAACAGUCCUCCCUGAAAUAUGCUCAAAUGCAGCCCUGUAUGCCAGGAUCAGUGUGCAGUGCAAUCAGUCUAAGUUGAAGUACCAAAAAACCUCUGCAGUGGCCUACUGCCUGGUGACUGUCUUCAAUGAGGUCCUCAUGUUCUCUUUACCAGAGUUUCCUCUGCAGCAGUGUAAAAUUUUGGUUUCUGUGUAUGAGACAAACAUGACAGGCAAAUCAACCAAACAUCUGAUUGGACAGUUGACUGUGGGGAAGGAGAAGAGUUCAGAAGACAACCACUGGAGCUCGAUGAUGCGCUCAGUCCGCCAGCCAGUGGCAAAGUGGCAUGGCCUGCUGAUUUGACCGAUGUGUCAUCAAUCCGUUUGUGCACUUCUUGGACGUCCCUCCCUGCUUGUAUUUAACUGAAAGCUGUGAUGCUUGUGUAUCAGACUGUAGAUGUGCAAAGUUGGUAGAGACAUACCCCUAAAGACUUGCAGCUGUAAUUGCAGCGAAAGGCGGUUCCACAAAGUAUUGACUCAGGGGAGCUGAAUACUUUCGUACGUCACACUUUUCAGUUUUUUAUAUGUAAAAAAAUUUGGAAAUCAUGUAUAAUUUUCCUUCUACUUCACAAUUGUGUGCUGCUUUGUGUUGGUUUUUCACAUAAAAUGCCAGACUAGUCUCCCUCCUGGCUUACUAUGCAAUUUGACCUUUCCACUCCAAUCAGGACAGUGAUGUAACUGCCCAAGUGAAACCUUAGGUUACUCAGUCUACUUGUUCAUGGACUAAUAAUUACAUUAUAUUACAAGAGUUCUAAAGAUCUGACAUGAACACCCCUGAUUUCUGAUGAAGAUCACUUUAGCUGUGCACUUAAUGUGCUCAUUUAGUGAAUAACUGGUGUUGUUUGUGUCAAUGUUAUAUUUAUCUUAAGGCUUUGCUGUUUCUUUGUGCUUGUAAAACAAUGGCCAUUAUGCAUCAUUAAAUAUUGACUUUGCAGCUCAGA